Messenger RNA from Styela clava, 2184 nucleotides. Its product is annotated as T-box transcription factor TBX20-like. Gene Ontology annotation, biological process: positive regulation of DNA-templated transcription; cell fate specification; regulation of transcription by RNA polymerase II. Gene Ontology annotation, molecular function: DNA-binding transcription factor activity, RNA polymerase II-specific; RNA polymerase II cis-regulatory region sequence-specific DNA binding. Gene Ontology annotation, cellular component: chromatin; nucleus. The record is from RefSeq and is a predicted model, not a curated record. Lineage: Eukaryota; Metazoa; Chordata; Ascidiacea; Stolidobranchia; Styelidae.
UCUACCUAUUAGAUAGAUGUGGUUAAAGCAGGGGUCGGCAAACUUUUGUCUUUCGCGGGGCAAAAUUAAAGGUUGCAAGUCAGUGGCGGACCGCACAUAUUUUUAGAAAGUUAAAAACCGAGGGAAUGGCCAAUGAUUCACAUUAAUUAGAAAUUAAGGGGAUUCAUUAAAUCUCACGGAAUUGGAUAACAAUUGUAACCGUUGUUAGAUCAGACAUUGCCGCUAGACGACGCUAUAACGCGAAAUUAUCAUAUUUGCCAAAUUCUCAACAGAAAGGAUCAAUGCAUAAUCUAUUUAUCAAGUCGCAUUUCGCAAAUUGAAAACAGAGAAUGUAUCUCACUCCGAAUCGCUAAAAGCUUCGACCGCUGACGUAGAUCACGGUAAAGAACAAUCGACUGAAGGAACAAUACGACGAGCAAUAGCUUUUAAAAUUUCUACAGUUAGAUUUCGAGUUGAAGAAAUGGACCUACACACAAAAGAUAAGCCAGUAGGCGAAAAUAUGGAAGACUGUCAUAAUGUAGCAAUAAAAUUAUCUUCGAAAGCAAAUGCGUUCAGCAUAGAUGCAAUUAUUGCCACCUCUGCAGCGGCUGAAGAGUUGACUGGGACAUCGGAGGACAAAAUGGCCGAUUUUCACUGCCGGGAAGAAGUUUCAUCGGGUGGCGCUGAUAAUAUUCUUGAUUUCCCGCGCCCUUCGGUAUCACCAUGCGUACAGGAAACACACCAUGAAGAAUGCGACGUACAAGCAGGUGGAACGACUACUUGUGUGGUGGCAAAAGAAUUGAAGGAGUCAAAGAAUCCGGAACAUCCAGAUUUAAAACUAUUGGAAUGUACUUUGGAAUCGAAGGAACUUUGGCGGAAAUUUCAUGAUUUGGGAACAGAAAUGAUCAUUACAAAAACUGGAAGACGAAUGUUCCCUACCAUACGAGUCUCGUUUUCUGGUGCUCUACAAGAUUCUAAAUAUAUAGUAGUUAUGGAUAUAAUUCCUGUGGAUUACAAAAGAUAUAGAUAUGCCUAUCACAAGUCUUCAUGGCUGGUAGCAGGUAAAGCAGACCCACCAGUACCCUCGCGUUUAUAUUUUCAUACGGAGUCACCGAUAUGUGGGAAUCAACUUACCAAGCAGCUUUGUUCAUUCGAAAAACUGAAGUUAACUAAUAACACGCUGGACCAAAAUGGACAUGUUAUAUUAAACUCCAUGCACAAAUACCAGCCUAGAAUCCACGUGAUUCGAGCAAAUGCAGAUACAGGUUUAUUCAAAAAUAUGAAAGAAGAAGAUUAUAAAACAUUUGUUUUCUCGGAAACUCAGUUUACUGCAGUUACAGCCUAUCAAAAUCAAUUGAUUACCCGUUUAAAGAUCGAUAGCAAUCCGUUUGCAAAGGGAUUUCGUGAUUCUUCCCGUCUUAAUGAAUACGAAAGAGAUUCUGUAGAAAAUUUACUAACCGAAAGAAGAAUUUUACAACCUGGUACCGCAGCAGCUGUUGAAUUAUUACUCGGCAGAAGUGUUUCACAUAUUUCGCCCCUUACGAAUGCAAUGGCAAACUUCAGUCGACUGAUGUCAAAUGCGUACGAAAAUACAAAUCGUAUUUUCCCAGGGAACUCCAUUCACCAUAUGUCACCGACUUACCAGCGGUAUACGAGCCAUUCGCCCGUAGCGGGGACGGCAUCUUCACUAAGCAGCGGACUCUCACAUCAACCGCCGCAUAAUGAAUACUUUCCCCCGAACAUAAGUGCAUUGCACAGAAGUGGCGCUAGAGAUAUUUCUGCACUUUCUAGAAGUCUUAUUCCGGCAAUACGCCACCAUGCCUACCUCAAUCGUGUAGCAGCUAAAGACCGGACAUUUCAUAUUAGUGAUAGUGAACGUUACAAUCCGUACAACUCCUUUUCUGUUUCCACUUUCAGAUAUCAAUUACCAUAUUUUAAGCCAGGUUUUUUCCCUCCCUCAUCCCAUGUUAAACACACAAAACCUCCUUAAAUAUUUAUUCUUGAUACGACUCCAAUUUAUUUGACAUCGGUUACAAUUUUAAAAUUUCUUGCUUUGAAUUGGCCUCACAAAAGUUCGAUGUUAACAUUAUUGGACGCACAAUAGAUAGUCUUACUGGCUGUUCUGGGUAAUGGAAAGCUGUAUGGAUUGGUUUAGUUGAGUGACUAUUGAGAGCAUUAAAAGUUUACUCUGAGCGAUUUCUUGUA